AUGGGAACAUCCGAGUGGGAUAUUUCCGAUUUCAUAUCUUCCUCGAAUGCAGCAGUAGUCUGUGGGUCGAGGGUGGAGUUUUCUGGGCGCUGGAAUAGCCGAUUUUGUCACGCUAUUAGCGAUGUUUUUGUGUCCACGUAUAGUGUGUAUUUCGUCACACAUCAACAUUCGAAACUACUGAAGAAAUACAUUUGGACGAAGAACUUAAGUGUGAGAUGAAAUGACAACGUCAACAUUGCAGAAGGCAAUUGAUCUUGUGACCAAAGCCACAGAAGAAGACAAGUCUAAGAAUUAUGAGGAGGCGUUGCGUCUUUACCAACAUGCUGUGGAAUAUUUUCUUCAUGCCAUUAAAUAUGAGGCCCACAGUGACAAGGCGAAGGAAAGCAUUCGAGCUAAGUGUAUGCAGUAUUUGGACAGAGCAGAGAAACUUAAGGAUUACCUGAAGAAUAAAGACAGACAGUGCAAGAAGCCUGUGAAGGAGUCACAGAACAAUGAGAAGAGUGACAGUGACAGCGAAGGAGAAAACCCAGAGAGGAAGAAGCUUCAGGAGCAGCUAAUGGGUGCAAUAGUUAUGGAGAAGCCCAAUGUGAGGUGGACGGAUGUGGCUGGGCUCGAGGGAGCCAAGGAAGCUUUAAAAGAGGCUGUCAUCCUUCCCAUCAAAUUCCCUCACCUCUUUACAGGUAAACGGACGCCAUGGAGGGGCAUCCUACUGUUUGGUCCACCAGGAACAGGGAAGUCGUACCUGGCCAAAGCUGUUGCCACUGAGGCCAACAACUCCACUUUCUUCUCUGUCUCCUCUUCAGACCUUAUGUCAAAGUGGCUGGGAGAAAGUGAGAAACUCGUCAAGAACCUGUUUGAUCUGGCCCGGCAGCACAAACCUUCCAUCAUCUUCAUCGAUGAGGUGGACUCUCUGUGUGGCUCCAGAAAUGAAAACGAGAGUGAAGCUGCCCGCCGCAUUAAGACAGAGUUCCUGGUUCAAAUGCAAGGUGUUGGAAACAACAAUGAUGGCAUUUUGGUGUUAGGAGCCACCAAUAUUCCCUGGGUUCUUGAUGCUGCCAUCCGUCGAAGAUUUGAAAAGCGCAUCUACAUUGCUCUGCCGGAGGAGCCAGCCCGGGCUCAGAUGUUUCGCCUACACCUAGGCAACACACCUCACAGCCUGAGCGAGGCUGACUUGCGGCAGCUUGCUCAUAAAACAGACGGCUACUCUGGUGCUGACAUCAGCAUCAUCAUACGGGAUGCACUGAUGCAACCUGUGAGGAAGGUCCAGUCUGCAACACACUUUAAAAAGGUUCGUGGCCCGUCCCGCAGCAACAACCAGGUCAUGGUGGACGACCUAUUGACGCCUUGUUCACCUGGUGACCCUGAUGCCCUUGAGAUGACCUGGGUGGAUGUGCCUAGUGAUAAGCUACUUGAGCCAAUAGUCUGCAUGACGGACAUGCUGCGGUCUCUUUCAACAACUCGUCCAACAGUCAACACUGAAGAUCUGCUCAAGGUCAAGAAGUUCACAGAGGACUUUGGGAUGGAGGGCUGAAUGACAGAUUUCCCCAACGUUAAAUGAAUCAAACUGCCCCUAGUAUUUUUAUCAUUGUACCAUGCUCUACGUAUAGCCUUACCUCACCUGACUGCAACUAGUUUAUUGCCUUUCUUGGAUUUCUUGGAAUCUACUGUAUUUUUCCCAUUACAAAUAGAGUCAAACUUCGGUUUUCGACUACAAUCCGUUCCAGAAGGCGGCUAGAGAAGUGAAUCAGUCGAAUUCAGAAUCUAUUUUUCCCAUUACAAACAAUGGAAAAAAUUUUAAUCCGUUCCAAGACUAAAAAAAACAACGCCUUUUUUAAGCAUUUUUUCAUUUGCGCAUUUUUAUCCGAUCGCGCAACUGCACCACACCGCCGAACGCGCAACCGUAGCGUGCUGCCGACGGCGUAACUGCACCGCGCUGGUCGCAUUAUUAUCGCUGAAAUUUAGGAAAUAUUUUUAAAGUCCUGAUGUACUGUCCAAAAUUUAAGUGGACCUCAGUGCGCAGGGAGCUUAAUUUGGUCCGAGCGCGCCGGGCACUCAGUUGCAUUGCUUUAAGAGCGAGCGUCUUUGUCAUUUAGGCUGGCUUUACUGCUUCCACUUGCUUUCUUUGGAGGCAUGAUUGUCAAUACAAUCCUCAAAGUAACAAAAAUACAACAACGAAUGGAGUCAGUCGGCAUCCGGGCUGGGCGGUCGGGUUUUCUCGGGUCCUUUCGGCUCAUCUCGCGAGGUUCGACCUCCGAAUUUUGUUCGACAACCGAAGCAAAAAAUCUCGAAUUUUUCAUUCAAAUUCCGAUUUGUUCGAGAACCGGGACGUUCGAAAACCAAGGUUUGAUUGUAUACAUAAAAUAACUAUAACAUAAACAAGUUUAUUGAACCAUCCGUGGCACUCCAAAUCAUUAAAUCUGUUGAAAUCUUCGGCUGACUCUGGAAGUAGAUGCGGCACUGACGUCAGACUCAUUGUCAAUUGCAGUUCCAAUUAUUCCACAGGCCUAGCGCGCCCUUAUGCGGUUUAGAGUGAAAAUAACAUGUGAGGUGAUAUACAGGGUCCGACAAAAUGAACUGACACAUUUGUAGGUUUAAUAAAAUUCAAAUAAAUUGAAGAAACAAAAAUGUAUUUUUUUUAUUUUCGAAAAGUACAUAUGUAUGCCGUUUUGUUUCGUUUCAUUUUAUUUUUGUUUCAUUUUCGAAUAAUGUUAUUUUGGUCUUACCGCUGCCACAUUUUCUGGCAUUCUGACGGUGCGAGGUCGGCCGGUUGAUUUUCGUUUCAGUGCUGAUCCACUGGCUCUGAAGUUAGUAACCCAUGACAAGAUUGUGUUUCGAGCAGGUACGGGAUCAUGUCUACCAAGUCUGAAGGGCAAACUGAACGCUCGUUGUGUUGCAGUUAAAGAUUUGUUCCUGAUAAACGUUUCCACAAUGUAAGCGCGAUGCUCACAGGUCCAAUUCAUGUUAGCAACUGAAACGAAAUAAAAUAACAUUAUUCGAAAACAAAAUGAAAAUUAAAUGAAAAUAAACAAAAUGGCAUAUGUACUUUUAAAAAACAAAAAAAUAUAUCUUUGUUUCUUUAAUUUAUUUGCACUUUUUUAAACCUACAAAUGUGUCAGAUCAUUUUGACGAACCCUGUACUAGUAAUAUGUUAAUGAUCAAGUAAUAAUGUGUUAAUAAUUUGAGAUGUAAGUCGCUCUGAGUAUGAGUCAAACUACAAAAAAACUGUGUUUUAUAGUCUGGAAAAUACGGUAUUUCUUUGAGAUUAUGUCAUUGUUUUUUGGGCGAAAUUUUAUGUAUCACAAGUACCAGUAUCAGUGCUUGAGUAUUGGUGACUACUCAAGAAUUGUACAUUUUAUGUGACAAGCUCUUCAUAUCAGCAUUCCUAAACAAUGAAAAUAAGUACUAAAUUUCUCAUAGUCAACAAACAAUGUCCAUUUGUUGAUGAUUUAGCACUGAGACUUUAUUUCCCAAAAAUAUUUGAUUAAAGUCAAAGGAGAUUGGUCAAGCUUA
Messenger RNA from Syngnathus typhle (broad-nosed pipefish), 3510 nucleotides. RefSeq names its product vacuolar protein sorting 4 homolog A (gene vps4a). The transcript is spliced from 11 exons. NCBI's taxonomy places the organism in Eukaryota, Metazoa, Chordata, Actinopteri, Syngnathiformes, Syngnathidae. Bases 221 to 1531 code for a protein of 436 amino acids. Gene Ontology annotation, molecular function: ATP binding; ATP hydrolysis activity. Gene Ontology annotation, biological process: vacuole organization; endosomal transport. The record is from RefSeq and is a predicted model, not a curated record.